ACUAACAGAGGCUGAAGUCUGAGGAAAAACUGAUCCACUGCUACCAGCCAUGGGGCUGGAUUACUAUGCUGUGCUCCAGGUCACUCGAAACUCAGAGGAUGCCCAGAUCAAGAAGGCGUACCGGAAACUUGCCCUGAAGAACCACCCGUUGAAGUCAAACGAGCCGUCUGCACCAGAGACAUUCAAGCAGAUAGCAGAAGCCUAUGAUGUCCUGAGCGACCCUGUGAAGAGAGGCAUCUAUGACAAGUUUGGUGAGGAAGGCCUGAAGGGCGGGAUCCCUCUGGAAUUUGGAUCCCAGACUCCAUGGACAACGGGCUAUGUCUUCCAUGGCAACCCUGAAAAAGUGUUCAACGAGUUCUUUGGGGGAGACAACCCCUUCAGUGAAUUUUUUGAUGCAGAAGGAAAUGAUAUAGAUUUGAAUUUUGGGGGGCUUCGGGGCCGAGGAGUCCAGAAACAAGACCCUCCAAUCGAACGAGACCUCUAUUUGUCCCUGGAGGACUUAUUCUUUGGCUGUACCAAAAAAAUUAAGAUCUCGCGAAGGGUGCUAAACGAUGACAAGUAUUCCUCCACCAUCAAAGACAAGAUCCUGACAAUCGACGUGAGGCCUGGGUGGAGGCAGGGCACACGCAUCACCUUUGAAAAAGAAGGGGACCAGGGCCCCAACAUUAUCCCGGCUGAUAUCAUCUUCAUCGUAAAGGAGAAGCUGCACCCUCGCUUCCGCAGGGAGCUCGACAACCUCUUCUUCGUGUACCCCAUCCCUUUGGGCAAGGCUCUCACCUGCUGCACCGUGGAGGUGAAGACCCUAGAUGACCGUCUGCUCAACAUCCCCAUCAACGACAUCGUCCACCCUAAGUACUUCAAGGUGGUGCCGGGUGAGGGUAUGCCACUGCCUGAGGACCCUACCAAGAAGGGGGAUCUCUACAUUUUCUUUGACAUCCAAUUCCCCACCCGCCUCACACCCCAGAAGAAGCAGAUGCUACGCCAGGCGUUGUUGACCUAAUUCUGGGGCACCUGGACAGGAGCAGGGAUGGAGAGGACUAGCUGGGCCUCACCCACUCCCACUCGCUCCACCCCCACAGCCCGUGAAGAUGGGGAAGCAUGAGACCUUAGGCCGAUACAAUAAAGAUUCCUUUCCUAUCCUCUAUGGCCUGGAGUGUGCUGGAGAGAAGCUUCCUGCUCCAUCUUCCUGUAGGCCCUCAAAAAGUUAGGCACCUCGGGCCCCAUUUUGGCUUCUUAGGCAUGGACCGGCCCUGUCUAAGGUCCCUCUGCUCUUGACAUUUCGCAACAUGAGUCUGUAGAGGGAACCCUCCCUCUAUGGACUGUCCUGUCUUGAGAAACAGAGAGACAGGAAAAGCCAAGUACAGAAAGCCAACACUGCACUCUGGUAUCCAUGACUAAGCUGUCACUAGGACCUUAGGCCACUCUGUACAGACUCACAAGCUCAGUUAGAGUCACACCAAGAACGCAGUGCCUGAAGAGCUCUGCUCUACUUUGGGCUCUGGUUCCGUGUCUGUGAGACGGGUCUCAGGCUACCUCUGGGCCAGUGGUCUGGGAGGCAUGCCCUUGGGCUCUGUCCAGGUCUGCCCCUGACUCUUGCAUUGGUUACUAACUCAUCUUGUUAGUAGAGCUUACACCCUGCCUACAGGUGUGAGGACUGGGGUCACUGGUGUGAAAGCUCUUGGUAGGCUCAUGGUUAGAUUACAGAGAGGGUCACAACAUCAUUGCCCAGGUGGCCUGGAGGAGGUCCGACUUCUGGUGCAGCCAGGGCUGGGUACCCCACACAGGUACUUUAAAGUCGUCAAAACUGUGUUCCUCUUCCUGUCUGGGGUUUGAGUUUAGGCUGUGAUAAGGUCUAGGCUCAUGGGCAGCAACCAGGUUCAAUGGCUUCCGAAAUGUGAGGAAAAAAAAACCCAGAUUAUCUACAUUGCUUAGAAUUCUGCCAUUCACUGUGCUAUGUUAGCUUAAGGAUUUUUCCUUUUGACUUUUCAAAAAAAAUUUUUUUUUGUUUGUUUUUCAAGAUAGGGUUUCUUUGUGUAACCCUGGCUGUCCUGGAACUUGCUUUAUAGACCUGGCCUUGAACUCACAGAUCCACCUGCCUCUGCCUUCUGAGUAUUGGGAUUAAAAGCAUGAACUACUACA
Messenger RNA from Peromyscus californicus insignis, 2139 nucleotides. It is a transcript of the gene Dnajb13, whose product is annotated as DnaJ heat shock protein family (Hsp40) member B13. Gene Ontology annotation, molecular function: protein-folding chaperone binding. The coding region runs from base 50 to 1000 and encodes 316 amino acids. The record is from RefSeq and is a predicted model, not a curated record. The transcript is spliced from 8 exons. NCBI's taxonomy places the organism in Eukaryota, Metazoa, Chordata, Mammalia, Rodentia, Cricetidae. Gene Ontology annotation, cellular component: cytosol.